Engraulis encrasicolus (European anchovy) is the source of this 4807-nucleotide messenger RNA. It is a transcript of the gene pear1, whose product is annotated as platelet endothelial aggregation receptor 1. Gene Ontology annotation, molecular function: protein binding. The record is from RefSeq and is a predicted model, not a curated record. The transcript is spliced from 23 exons. Bases 410 to 3673 code for a protein of 1087 amino acids. Lineage: Eukaryota; Metazoa; Chordata; Actinopteri; Clupeiformes; Engraulidae.
UUACUGGAUUGGUCAGUAAGGGAUGGGGUAGGAAGUGAUGUCAUGGUUUAUUUACUUUUCUUCUUGUGUUUGUUUGUUUUUGUUUGUUUGAAGCUUUCUUGUGUGUAAUGCUAUCCACAGAGGCCCUCCAGAGGAAGCAGGGCUGUGGGUCAGCCGGGACAUCUCUCUGCUUCUGCAAGUCCCUCUCUUCUCUCUUCUCUCUUCUCCUCUUUCCUCCCCCUGUUCUCCGCCCUGUCCCUUCUCCCCUUCUCCUUUUCGCCUCCCUCUGCUGCUUUCUUCUGUUUUCUUCUUCUCUCCCUUCCCUCUGUCACCAACUCAGGGCCAACUCGUUUUUCUUUUUCUCCCCAGCUAGCCCACCCCCCUCCCUGUUAUUUUCCUGCUCCACACAAUCCCUAGCUCCAAAAACUCCAUGAUGAUGUCAGUGCCGAUCUUUGUGGUCUUGUUUUUCCUCGGCUCUCUGUGCGACCUUGGUCUACCUUUAAAUCCCAGAGACCCAAACGUUUGCAGUCUAUGGGAGAGUUUCACCACAUCUGUGAAGGAGUCCUACGCCCACCCCUAUGACCAGGUGUUGGAGGAGUCCUGCUCAGAGCCUUGGAAUGCCAACAAGUGCACCAGGCACAAGAUAACCUACAAGACCGCGUACAGGCAGGCAGUGAAGACAGACUACCGGCGAAGGUACACAUGCUGCCCAGGUUUCUACGAGAGCAGAGACAAAUGCGUCCCUCGCUGCACCAAGGAGUGUGUGCACGGCCGCUGCAUCGCCCCGGAUCGUUGCCAGUGCGAGGGAGGCUGGCGUGGAGACGACUGCUCCAGCGCUUGUGAUGACCAGCACUGGGGCCCCGGCUGCAGCAAGGUCUGCAAGUGCACCAACGGGGGCCUCUGCAACCCCGUCAGCGGCUCCUGCAAGUGCCCCGCGGGCUACACCGGCCCACGGUGCGAGGACCCCUGUCCCGCCAAGAAAUUCGGACCGGGCUGUAAGCAGGACUGCAAGUGUGGCACUGGAGGGACUUGCGAUAAAGAGACCGGAGAAUGCGUGUGCAAAGAAGGCUUCACUGGCACUUUCUGUGAAAAAGCUUGCCCUAAGGCGCGCUGUCCUCGGAGGUGUCCCUGUCAGAACGGCGGCUUCUGCCAGGGUAAUGGAGUCUGCAUCUGCCCCCCAGGCUGGACGGGGGUGGUGUGUACGGAGCGCUGUGAGGAGGGCCGCUACGGUGCCAACUGUGCCCAUGAGUGUGUGUGCCACAACGGUGGCCACUGCGACCCCGAGAGUGGCCAGUGCGUGUGCACAGCUGGCUUCACCGGGGAGAGGUGUAAUGAGGAGUGUGCGGUGGGCAGCUACGGUGAGGAGUGUAAGGGCGUGUGCGACUGUGCCAACGGGGCGCGCUGCUACAACAUUCACGGGGGAUGCCUGUGUGAGCCGGGCUUCAGAGGCCCCCACUGCCGAGAGCGCAUGUGCCAGGACGGACGCUUUGGCAUGCACUGCGAACAGCGCUGCCUCUGCCACUCACCACACACCAUCAGCUGUCACCCACUGAAAGGCGAGUGCACGUGUGAACCUGGCUGGGCCGGACUCUACUGCAACGAGACCUGUGCCCACGGUUACUACGGCAACGGCUGCUUGGAACCUUGCCUGUGUGUCAACGGCGGGGAGUGUGACACCGUCACUGGCCAAUGUCACUGUGCACCUGGCUACACGGGGGAGCACUGUGAGAAGUACUGCGAGAGUGGCAUGUUUGGGAAGGGCUGCUCCUCGGACUGCAAAUGCACCAACGCCAUCGCCUGCUCCCCCAUAGAUGGCACCUGCUACUGCAAAGAGGGCUGGACCGGGGUGGAUUGCUCCAAACCGUGCUCGCCAGGCAUGUGGGGUCCAGGCUGCAACAGCACCUGUCGCUGUGGCAACGGAGCAUCAUGUGACCCCGCAGACGGCUCCUGCACCUGCACUGCGGGAUGGCAAGGGACACACUGCGACCAGCCCUGCCCAAUCGGAACGUUCGGGCCCAGCUGUCUGAAGAAAUGUGACUGUCUCCAUGACGACGGUUGUCACCCUAUCAGCGGCCAGUGCCUGUGUCUCCCCGGCUGGACAGGUCCUCGCUGUGCACAGCCGUGUCCUGAUGGCUCGUGGGGCUCCCACUGCAACCAGAGCUGCUCCUGCCUGAAUGGCGCCACCUGCCUGCCACACAGCGGUAUCUGCGUGUGUAAAGCCGGCUACCUGGGGCCCCAGUGCCAGCAUGUCUGCAACGCGGGCAUGUAUGGUGAGAGGUGCAGCAGGAAGUGUCCUCCAUGUGUCCACUCCUCCCCCUGUCACCACAUCACGGGCCAGUGUCAGUGUCAUGCGGGCUACACAGGCGACCUCUGCAACCAAGUGUGUGCCAUAGGCUAUUUUGGAGAGCAGUGCAAGGGCGUGUGCCGCUGUGCCAAUAACUCCACAUGCCACCACCAGGACGGCUCCUGCCACUGUCCCCCUGGGCUGACUGGACACGACUGCUCUUCCCCGUGUCCAGCUGGUCUGUUUGGCCCCAGCUGUGCCAGGUCCUGCUCCUGUGGCCCCCAGUACCAGUGUGACCCGACUGAUGGGGAGUGUGUGUGUGAGCCAGGCCCUGGAGUGGACUGCAGUCAAGAGCGCCUGGGGAGCACCAUGGUGCCGGUGUCCCCAGUGGAGCGUGACUCGGUGGGGGCCAUCGCGGGGAUCGUGGUCCUGGUCAUCCUGGUGGUCUUCCUGCUGGCCAUGCUGCUGCUCUACCGGCAACGGCAGAAGGACAAACAGAACCACACGCCCACCGUCUCCUUCUCCUCCACACGCACUGUCAACUCUGAGUACGCCGUGCCAGACAUCCCCCACAGCUACCACCACUACUACUCCAACCCCAGCUACCACACGCUGACCCAGAACAGGCCACCACUGCCCCACGUGCCCAACAACCACGACCGCUACAUCAAGAACACCAACAACCAGCUGUUCUGCAGCGUGAAGAACAAGGAGAGGGAGAGGCGCGGUCUAUUUGGCCUGGACAGCAACGCUACCCUGCCUGCCGACUGGAAACACCAAGAGGCUCCAAAAGAACAUGGAGCCUUCGGAAUCGACCGAAGUUAUAGUUACAGUGCCAGCCUCGGGAAAUAUUACAACAAAGAGCUGAAGGACGUGUGCGUGGCGGCCAGCAGUGGCUCUCUGAACAGCGAGAACCCCUACGCCACCAUCAAGGACCUGCCGGGGCUGCCCCUGUGCCCGCCCGAGUGCAGCUACAUGGAGAUGAAGGCCGCCAUGCCCAUGCCCCGCGAGAGGAGCUACACAGAGAUCAGGCCUCCGCACCUGGGCCCUCCGUCCCCCACCGCCGCCACAGCGGCUGCUCCCCUCCUGCCCUGUGCCGGGGCCUCCCCUGGUGCCUGUGCCGGGGCCUCUCCUGGUGCCUGUGCUGGUGCCACUGGUGGGGCCUGUGCUGCUGGAGCCUCUGCUGCUGCUGCCUGUGUGUCGCCCCAUCCUGGGCCCUUUGCUACCAUGGCUGCCUCACCGCUCUCCUCAGCCUCCAUGCGCAGAGAACGCUGUUCCCUUGGCAACGUGCCUGAGCAGGAGCCUCCGAACCAUUACGACAUGCCCACCAACAGCCACAUCCCUGGCCACUACGACCUGCCCCCCGUCCGCCGACCCCCCUCGCCAUCACCACGGAGAGUGCAUUACUAAUGCUGCGACAACCCCCCCAUCCCAAGCUCCAAGAACCCCCCCCGCCCACCAUCACGAGUACAGUAUGUACUCACACCUCACCUGACUCCCCACCACCACCACCAUGACCAUGCUCUAGUCCAGACCACAUUGGCAGCACACUAGAGCAAUGCACAUGCACAGACAAUCACUGAAAAACGAUAUAGUAUUUGGACUUCCCUCAAGUGGUCCCAUAGUAGUGGCGUAACACUGCCACCUGGUGGAUAUUCCAUAGGAUAUUCCAUUCCAUUCAAAAAAUCCAAAUGAUGGCAUACCAACAAUACCCAAUCUGAAUUCAGCAUAGCAUCUGCAACCAGCUGUGCCACAUAUUCCAAAUCAGCUGGUUCUGCAUGUGUGGAUAACCUCUAUCUAGUUGGCAAGUUGAGGGUUUUACCAAAGGUAGACGAGGCCUAGGACACCACCAAAUCUGCCCUCUGUCGGGGCUCCCCAAAAGUCAAGUCAAGUCAAGUGUACUUUAUUGUCAAAAAUCUAUGUAACAGGGUUAGCACAGAAGUUUGAAAUUGUGUUUCACCAGUCUCCAAUGUGCAGUUUAAGGCAGAACAUAAUAAGACAUUGACAAUAAUCUCUCUCUCUCUCUCUCUCUCUCUCUCUCUCACACACACACACACACACACACACACACACACACACACACACACACAAUAGUCAGCCCUGCUCCAGCAAAAUACUAGCUGUAAUUCCAGAAGGCCCCAUAUCUUUAUUUUAUCUAGAGCCCCCAAAUGGGUAGAAUUGUUACUGCAGGUUGAUCAGAAUUAACUGAGUGAGCAUGUCAAAUGUGUGGAGGCUAAACAGGUGGUUUAUCAUUAUCGAUUUGAGGGAAUACAACUGUUCUUAUGUUUACACGUUUUGAAGCUGGUUGGGGGUUUUUGUCACCAGGGUUCAGCUUCAAAUGAACAAGGAUUACAUUGUACUACAGCUAAAACUGCCAUUGCAAUAUGUAAAUAGUAUAAGCCGCCAGGCCCAGGCGUCUGGUGGGGAAGGCAAAGGCUUGGUCCGCACAUACAAGAUGGAGCCUUUUGCUUGUAAAGUCCAUCACUGAUGAAUGUAAUAACCACUUCCUCUGUAUAUAAUGUAAAUAAUAAAGUUGAGCUUUGU